ACCCACAUCUCUAGAACACCAUCUAUCCAGACACUUCAUCUUACACUAUAAUCACCUCUCCAAUCAGAUUCUCAGAUCCCAAUUUUCAAAAUGCAAUUCACAACCCUCACUGCCCUCUUCGCCACCGCACUUGCCGUGAGCGCCACCCCCCUCCAGCAAGACGUCACCAAGCGCCAGGAAGGUGGCGUCCCCCGCGUCUACGCUCGCUUCUACAACGACGGCGGCUGUGGUCCUUCUCCCUGGGCCGAAGACACCGUCUUCAUCCAAUCCGAGACGGUCGGGCUGGCCGGAUGCCAGGAUCUGACUGUUGGACCCUUUGCUAGCACUUUCUUUGAUACCAACAACUUUAGCAGGACUGUUCGCUUCUUCAACCUUCCUUGCUCCCAACUUACUUCUACGACGAGUGGAAACUUUAUUGAUAUUCGACCUGGUCAGCAGCCCGGAUGCCAGAACUUGGCUAUCCGGUCUUGGAUUACUUUGUAAGUGG
Molecule: messenger RNA, 487 nt
Organism: Bipolaris sorokiniana ND90Pr
Lineage: Eukaryota; Fungi; Ascomycota; Dothideomycetes; Pleosporales; Pleosporaceae
Exons: 2
Coding region: 91-483 (130 amino acids)
Source: RefSeq, a predicted model, not a curated record